Messenger RNA from Anguilla anguilla (European eel), 3617 nucleotides. Its product is annotated as 5-hydroxytryptamine receptor 4. The transcript has 8 exons. The record is from RefSeq and is a predicted model, not a curated record. Lineage: Eukaryota; Metazoa; Chordata; Actinopteri; Anguilliformes; Anguillidae. Gene Ontology annotation, molecular function: G protein-coupled serotonin receptor activity. The coding region runs from base 284 to 1462 and encodes 392 amino acids. Gene Ontology annotation, cellular component: plasma membrane. Gene Ontology annotation, biological process: regulation of appetite; chemical synaptic transmission; adenylate cyclase-activating adrenergic receptor signaling pathway.
CUCCACGGACGAAAGCUACUAUUUCUCCGCAAGUCAAACAGGCGAGACAUUUCACUUCCAACCUGUCUUUGGUACCAUGGCCCCACGUAGGCAUGCUCUCAUGCCAUCUUCUUUACAUUUCCGGAUGAUUUUAGUCUACGACCAGCUCCCGAGGGAACAUGAGAGCCUGUAGCAACUCAACACGUUGUCCGAACUCGAGAACCGAGGCGCCGAGCCCACAGAGGGGCCACAGGGUCUUGCUUGGAGGAAUCCCAGCUGACGACCUCCAUGCAGGUGACCAGUGAUGGACACAGAAUCAGGUCCAACAGAAAAUUCAAUCAAUGAAGAGGUCAACCCUGAGCAAGUACUGAACCCCGCGGAGAGAAUCAUUCUGAGCGUGUUCCUGGCAACACUCAUCAUCAUGACUGUUCUCGGGAACCUCCUGGUCAUGGUGGCUUUGUGCAAAGACCGGCACCUAAGGAAAAAGAAGACUAACUACUUCAUUGUGUCGCUCGCUUUUGCCGACCUCUUGGUGGCGCUGGUGGUGAUGCCGUUCGCGGCUAUUGAGCUGACCACUGGCCGCUGGAGUUACGGGGAGACCUUCUGCCUGGUCCGCACCUCGCUGGACGUCCUGCUGACAACUGCCUCCAUCCUGCACCUGUGCUGCAUUGCUCUCGACAGGUACUAUGCGAUCUGCUGCCAACCCCUGGUAUACAGGAACAAGAUGACUCCUGUAAGAGUGGCUCUGAUGCUGGGAGGAUGCUGGGUCAUACCAUCUUUCAUCUCUUUCCUUCCCAUAAUGCAAAGCUGGAAUGCCAUCGGCAUCGAGGACUUAAUUGAAGAGAGGAAGUUCAGUGGCGUAGCCAACGAGACAAACUGUGUGUUCCUGGUGAACCGUCCGUACGCUCUCAUAUGUUCUGCAGUGGCCUUCUACGUUCCCCUGGGGCUCAUGGUCCUGGCUUACCAGCGCAUCUACGUGACGGCCAUGGAGCACGCCCGGCAGAUCGGGACCCUUCAGCGGGCGGGGUCGGCGCCCGACAGCUACUACGGCCAGGACCACCAGGGGUCGAGCCGCAUGAAGAUCGAGACCAAGGCGGCGAAGACGUUGGCGGUCAUCAUGGGCUGCUUCUGCCUGUGCUGGGCGCCCUUCUUCGUCACCAACGUGGUGGACCCCUUCAUCCGCUACAGAGUGCCCUGGCAGGUGUGGACCGCCUGGCUGUGGCUGGGAUACAUCAACUCGGGGCUCAACCCCUUCCUGUAUGCCUUCCUGAACCGCGCCUUCCGCCGCGCCUUCCUCAUGAUCCUGUGCUGCGGGGACGACCGCUACACCCACCACGGCAGCUUCUCCCGGCCCUACUCCGCCUCCGUUAACGGCACCUCCAUCGCCCUCAGGAACACGUGUUUUGAGGUUCCCUCACCAACUCUUCAGGAGCUGCUGAGGCACAGUUUCAACGGGACAGCGCAGUGCCCCCGCACCCCAUGAGUACACCAAUUAGCUUUUCUUCCGAACCGGAGCAGCAGUGAUAACGGACGACGGAUCCUGUCCAGCGAGAUGGAGUCUCUGGACUCAGUCGGCGGGCCCUAGCGCGGGAGAGCACGGCAGCGUGCGGGACGCCUCGGGACGCGCGCGGAGACGCGCGCGGACACAAAACCCGCAUCCCGUCCCCACAGCACGGCCGUUCCCCCUUACCCCGGAGGAAGAACAUGGCCGUUUGCCUGCAGAGCUGGCACAGCUCAGUUUCUCCCCCCCCCCCGCCUGUGGUCACUCUGUGAACAUCAGAUACUGCAGGACCACGUUAUAGAGGUCAAAGAGAACAUUUCACAUUAGAGAAUUUACAUUGGCCGCAAUGGAAACUACGCCCUCCAUGGGCUCCUGAAGGCCAUCGUCCAAUGAGGGAACACUGUACUGCCAUCAAUUAGACUUGGGUGGUUAUCCUAAGGCAGUUCUUACUUCCUGCAUCCUUACAGAAGUCUACAUCCUCUGAGGGAAACACAGAGAAACAUAGAGGGCUAGUGACACCUGGCCAAAAGAAUACCCCAAUACGACAGACUACUCGAAUAUCGUGCACAGGUCUGAAGGGAUGCACACAGGACAACAGCAGUCGGUUGAAGGAGGCCUCAUUUUUCAGAGGCCACAUUCAGCUGAACGGCAAAAUGUUUGCUUGUCUGUACCACUCAUACCGGGAAGAACAUUAUUGUUUAUAUUCUGUUAAUCAACAUAGCCACUAUUGUUUUGGAGUUGUGGGGGUGGGUGGGGGGGUAGUAUGUACUUCAUGUCCCGGGUCCUGUUGCAUUGCACCCUAAUUUUCAGGACAGGGCACUUUAAACAUGCCUCCACAAAUGUAAAAUUGUAUUUAUCAAUGCGCACCUUCAGCUUCGAAAAUGAGGAGCGGCGAUUACUUUUGUUACUAUGUGACAGCCUUUUUUUUUUUUAUAGUCCGGUUUUUUUGCAUCGUGUUGGAGUGUGUCAUGUGUGCAAAAUUAGUGUGGUUAAUCGUAACUAUGUGCAAGUCGAAGGGAAAUCUCGGGAAAGUGGAACAAAUUGAUAUCUUUGCUUGGUUGAGUUCCUCAUCACCUUGAAUAAACGACUUUCCUCUGGCCCACUUCACGUUGUCGGGAUAAUACAUGGACAUUUAACAAAGCAUCUCCUCCUUUCAGCACACUGCAGAUCCAUUGUGUUCUGCUGACAUCUAGGAGAGAGUUGGUGGAGAUGGCGGAAUAGUAAGCAGCCAUAAUUCUUUUGUUAAGGCACUGAAUUACCCAUGAAAGCACUUAAAUGUCCAAAUCCACAAUUAUGUAGUGUCGGUUUGAAUGAGACAAUUACACAUUAAAGCUUUUUACUAUUCAAGUGCGAGCAGAACAGAGAACAAAGACGGGCAGCCUAUUUUAUGCGUUUUUUGUAAAUUCUCAUCGGCCUUUGUGCCACAGUUCUCAGGUCCACACUCCGAAACGAGUGUGUAAUCAGAGAAAGUGGAAUCUUAAAAAAUUCAGGCUGUAUUCAUAAAGCAUCUCAGCAGGAGUACUGAUCCAGAAGGCACCUACUUCUGAGGGGAAAAUGUGCUUUAACUGACACACAUCCAGCAUUAGUGUGCAUUGAUAUUAAACCUGUGAGAUCAUUUCAAAUGAAGAUGUCAUUGGGAUAGAACGCCUCGUCUGAUCAUUUAAAAUGAAAUGAGGUACAUUUUGAAUUGGAAAUGGCACCUAAUUUAUUGCCUUCUCCACAUUUCUGAAGCCACAACUACAAUGUUUCAGACAUGAAUAAAGGUUUGGAGCCUUGUUUUAAUUUAAUCUGAACUGCGGCCUCCACCAAGUUUCAGAAUCCAUUCAGUACAGUACUGAGGCAGGGCUGUUUACAUGCCCUUCCUUAUCGGUUUAAGUAUUCUAUGCAUCACAUAAGAACGAGAGAUUAAUAAUAAAAACAUAUUCAUGAUUUUUGGCUAAAGUUCCCUUUUAAUGAACCAUAGGAAGACGGCACCAUGACAUUUACAUAUUUAUUUGAAAACGUGGGAAAGCUAAAGACAAAGACAUUAAGAGGUUUCGACAGAAAAACAAAGUACACACAAAAACAUACAAGUGCAGUCAUCUUCAGAUAAGAGUAUUUACAAAGGAGUCAAGAUCUAAACGUUUCUGCGUCCUUU